Molecule: messenger RNA, 3066 nt
Organism: Anguilla anguilla (European eel)
Lineage: Eukaryota; Metazoa; Chordata; Actinopteri; Anguilliformes; Anguillidae
Gene: hormad1
Product: HORMA domain containing 1
Exons: 16
Coding region: 437-1609 (390 amino acids)
Source: RefSeq, a predicted model, not a curated record
GUUCAACUGUGUCAUAUAGGCUAGCAUGCCUGAGCCAGUUAGAGCGCAAUAUUAUGCAGAGAUAUGCGCCUGUGGUGAUACUUGCUAUUUAAUAGUUCUGCCAUUGUUACUACGUUUACCAGGGGCUUAAUUAAAACACAGAACAUAUUCAUUUAGGUAUUUAAAGCAGGGGUGUUUACGAUUGUUGAAAUUACCUAGUCUAUAUAUUUUGAACCGUUCUAGUUCUACGAAAUCCCGACAGGUCCACUUUUAAUGUGUGGUUCAGGGCUGACGAUUGGUUAUUUGUGGCUAACGCUAGAAAAAAAAAAAAAAAAAACGAUGAGGCGGGAAGCGCGUGGGACAGUUGUCUCUCGGACGACAAUAGGAGACGCAAAAUCAGUUAGCAGUUAAUAGAUUUAUUCACGUAGAUUGAAUGAGCUGAACUGAAGUUGUUUCCAUGGCUUGUGAGCAACAGUUGAGACAAUCGCAGGGCACAAAUUUGCUGCCAAAUGAAGUUACCACAGAACAGCAGUCCUUGAUUGUGGUGAAGAAACUUCUGGCUAUAGCUGUCUCCUGCAUCACGUAUCUUAGGGGUCUGUUCCCAGAAAAGGCGUAUGGGAGCAAAUACGUGGAAGAGCAGAAGGUGAUGAUACUGAGAGAACAGCGGAGCUGCCCUGGAGCCAGUCAGAUUGUCCAGUGGAUGCAUGGAUGCUUUGAUGCUCUUCAGAAAAAAUAUCUGCGACUGGUUGUUCUGUCUAUUUACACAGAUCCUGAACAUCCCCAGAAAGUUACAGAAUGCUACCAGUUCAAAAUCCAAUACACUGAUACGGGACCUCAAAUGGAAUUUGAAAGCCGCAACAACAAGAAAGUGGCAAAGAUGGCCUGUAGCAACGUGAAGAAGGCCAGCGUCCUCCUGGUGCGCAAGCUCUACAUGCUGAUGCAGAACCUGGGGCCCCUGCCUGACAGCGUUUGUCUCAACAUGAAGCUUUCCUACUACGACGAAGUUACACCUCAGGAGUACGAGCCUCCUGGCUUCAAGGAGGGAGACAGCGACAGCAUGAUGUUUGAGAGAGAGCCUGUGAACCUGACCAUGGGGGAGGUGGUCACCCCCUUUCACACCCUGAGGGUGGAUGUGACUACAGAGAAGGAGAGGCUGGAACAGGUUUGUGACGCUGAGCCUGUGUGUAAGGCAGAACAAGGAGCCCUGGAGAUGGAGGAAGCAGAACAGGCGUCCAUGAGCAACAGUCAGCCCAUAAAACAGUGUCGUAUACCAGUGCUGAAAGACAGGAAGGAUUGUAAUCACAAUCAAGCUGACGUGUCAGAAGUGCAGGUGAGCAGCCAGGAAGAUGUGAAGACGUGUGAGGAGAAACUGGACAGCUCACACCUCUCUCAGAUUGACAGUCUGGUGAAGAAGCCCUCAGACGUAGGGGAGACCUUGAAGAGGACCAGAAGUGGCCGUGUCAUUGCGCCCACAGUGGAGAGAAAGGACACAACGGUGUGCAGCACCAUCAAGAAUAGAUCCAUUCCUCAGAUGAAUAAAAAGAUGUCCCAAUUUGCAUUCCCCAGCAGUCAAGGUCAAGACUCUGUCCCAAAGAGACGCAAGUUCAGUGAGCCAAAGGAGCAGUACUGAAAAACAGCAAGUGAAAUUUCUGGAAGUUUAUGGUUGACAAAGAAGCAUAUUUCACUGUUAUUUCUGCUUGAGUUGUCACAACUGCCAAACACAUUGUUCCGCACAUUUUAUGUUUUUGACUGGAGGAUAAAUUACAUUGGUCAAGCCUCAUAAAGUUUAAGUCAGUGGUAAUGGGCUGGCAAUUUAUACAUAGUUAUGACUGAACUGCAUGUAUGAAUCUGUUUUUGUACUGGAAUGUUAUUGCCUUGUUAUUUUUGCCAUUUAAAAAAGAGAAAUUGAAACCCUUGGGCAUAUUGAACUGCCUGUGGCGAAUGGAGUCAUAUGAUUUUUAUUCAUUAGUUUAUGAUUUCCUACCUAUUCAUUUAGUAUCUUUGAAAUGGGGGUUUCUUCAAAUUGAUUCAAAUUACUGAAGUAUAAAAUAUAUAUAUUGCAGUGGUGAGUAAUCCCUAACCCCCAGUGAAGUAGCGGUAUGUGUUUUUCAUUUAUAUAACCUCUUACUCACUUACUCCAUACUUUAAAUGUCAGCUGAUCAUAGAGGUCCUAGAUUGUCCAUACAAGUCUUUCUCCUUCUGUUCUCUCCAUAUUAGGGAUUUAGCCGGUUUAGUCCAGCAAUGAGAAAUGUAGGAGAAACUGAAAGAAAAGAAAAGCCUCGCUAAAGUAAUUAACUGCAAAACAGUACUUGUUUUGGAAAGAACUUUCAAAAUAGAUUGAACUGUGUUAUGUUUGUGGAGACAGGGAUUUGAAGUUCAAUUGAACCCAAAACUUCAAUGAGAAUGCCAAGUGUGAUCGAAUCUUCACAUCACUUUGGCCUCCUGGCCCUGGAUGAUGGUGCUAGGCCAGCCUGUUGGUUUGAUGCUUUUUCCCAGGCAUUAGGGAGGUUAUCAAUACACUGUCUUAAUCCACUGCCAAUCAAUUCUUCUUGAAAGCGGUGUGAUGCAUACACAAACGGCCUGCACUGCGAGGGUGAAAGGGACAGCUGAACAAGUACUCUAACUCCGAAUAAGGAACCGUUUCAUGGAAUACAUUCACAAUUGGUUUUUCGGGUGUGGGAGAUAAAAGUUUCAGGAUGGAAUUGACAAAAAGCUUAGGUGAAUCUGACAUAGCAUGGCCUGCUGUGUGAAGAAUUAAAGGCGAACUCUUGCAUUUCGUCUGUCCUCAGUGAGGAUUUCCAGCAAGCAGGAAGCAGGAAGGGCCCAGGAUAGAUGAAGAGCUGUGGCCUGUUACAAGGAGGAUGAGAUGGGCUGACACCUCUGUUUCAAAGUCCCUUAUCUCGUGUUGUGUCAUAUGAAGCUAGCUUUGUGCUGUGAGGUUUCUUUGUUCUUUUUACAAUAGCUUCUCUGUCAGACAGAGAGCAAAAAAAAAAUGGUAAAGAUAGCAUUUAGCAUUUUAGCAUUCCGUCAUUAGUAUUUCUUGUAUUGUGUUCUGUAUUGCAUUAAAGGAGAAAGUCUCGGAAUGAA